Messenger RNA from Stylophora pistillata, 5127 nucleotides. Its product is annotated as transient receptor potential cation channel subfamily A member 1. Gene Ontology annotation, molecular function: protein binding; monoatomic ion channel activity. NCBI's taxonomy places the organism in Eukaryota, Metazoa, Cnidaria, Anthozoa, Scleractinia, Pocilloporidae. The record is from RefSeq and is a predicted model, not a curated record. Gene Ontology annotation, biological process: monoatomic ion transmembrane transport. Gene Ontology annotation, cellular component: membrane; transmembrane transporter complex.
GGAAUUGUACGUAUAGAACACACACAACCGAAACGAACAAACAAGCAAAACUACAAACAAGCAAAGCCAAAAACAAAACAGAAGAAAGAAACCGUGAGUCACGCGCAUGUACUAUUUAAUAUGCGGUAUUAUGUUUUGCCAAGUGAUGAAUUAGUCCUGGACAGUGAUAAAGUUUGUUCAAUGAAAAUGGGUCAUCUUUCGUUUUUCUCCCUUUUUUCCCUCUUUCUCCUCCUUUCUCUCUCCCCCUUUCUCUCUCCCUCUCUCUCUCUCUCUCUCUCGUUUUCCUUCGUCUUGGUCCACAACAGAACAAACUUCAGUUGUCAUUAAAUGAUCUUUACCUUAUCAAGCUACAGGCCAGUUUUGCACCUUUUGGGUUACAACCUCGUUGAUGUCUUCUCCUUUAACUCCCAUGAGUGCCCAAGACAGAAUUUCUCCUUACAAUAUGAAUACAUUAUGAAGCAGACAAGUAAUGAGAAUAAAGAAAACAUCAAUCAGAACUAACAUCGUGAGAAUUGUAUGGCAGACUGCGAGGAGUCUUAGAAAUGGAAGGGUUUAAAAUUUUCAUUUUCAUUAAGUGAAUUUUUUUAAAAGGAAGAACUGUUUGAAUAGUUUAGAGACAUACGACAACGAGUCAGCAAAAUUGUCCUGAAAUUACCCACCGCAGCGUUCCAUAAUUAAAUAUCAAGCUUGAAUAAACAAGUUACGUAUGCAAGGUCACGAAUGUUAGCCCUCUGAUUAGACAUUCAUUUUCACUUCUCUGAGCCAAUACGGAAAAUCAGUGCGACAACUCAACCGGGAGGCUGAAGUUUUUUGAAAAUAUCCUUACGUACUGCUGUUGGGAAGAAACGUUUUGGGGAGUCGGUCCACAAACGACCGGGUCAAGAAUAAUGGACGGGAGUUCUUUGAAUUUAAUAGACCAUUUAGAUCACAUCAACCUCGGGGAACAUGAGGCAACGGAUUUUGGCAUGAGAGUUUUGGAUUCAAAGAGCAACAAAACUGGAGCACAUUUGGGAAAAUUUUCGGUAUCCGAUGGAAUAAAACGAAGCAUUUCAAAUGCUGUGGAAAGAAACAUGAAUACAUCUUCCAUGGACAUAUUUGAGGCCUGUCGUGAGGGAGAUUUCGCUAUUCUGAACUUUUUAUUAGAGAACAAUGAGAUAGAUGUGAACAAACUGAGUGAGAGCGGGCUUGCACCUCUUCAUUACGCCGCACGCAAUGAUCACGGACAAGUUAUACAGCUGCUUAUCGAUCAUGGUGCAGACCCUAAUGUAACAGCAACUAUGGAAAACAAAUUGCUGUCUCCAUUGCACUUUGCGAGCUGGUAUGACACAGCUGAAGCAGUAAACGCUCUCAUCGAUAACAAAUCUAACGUGGAAUGCAGCGCUGUAUUUGGACAAAAGCCUCUUCACUUUGCUGUCACACGUGCCAGUGUAGAACUUGUUAAGAUAUUGUUGACCAAAGGAAAAGCAAAUCCGAAUUCUCAUGAUAACCUACACUUUACAGCCCUGCAUCUAGCUGCGCAAAGAGGACGACUGGAUAUCAUCAAAAUGCUUUUAACACACGGAGCUAAUCUACGCACCCAAAAUGACGAAGGUGAUACAGCGGUACACAUUGCAGCUAGAGAGGGACGAGAUGAGGCCUUGAAGCAUCUUCUUCAAAGAGCAUCAUUGGACGGCAUAUCUUGCAAGGAUCUCUUAAACAGUGAAAAUUUUGAGUCAAAGAGCUGUUUACAUUUGGCAGUGGAUGGUGGACAUGUAGAGGCAGCGAUUGUUUGCAUCGAAUAUGGCGCAGAUCCCCGUACUGUGACCAAACGAAACCUUCCACUCCAUGUGGCAAGUUCUACGGGUAACCUACCUAUGGUGAAGUUUCUACUGUCGCAAGAUUUAAUUCACGUCGACGAGGAGGACUACGAAGGAAUGACACCAAUACUCAGGGCCUCUUUGUCCGGCCACGUAGAAAUCAUUGAACAUCUCAUCAAUAAGGGAGCAGCCAUCUGUCCAUUGCCAGACUCCACGGCGCCAUCCCCACUGAUGUGUGCUGUUAAAAGAGGACAUCACAAAGCCGCUGUGUUCCUGAUCAAACGCGGUUCACCGAUAGAUCUGAGAGAUGCCCACCAAAGAACCUGCCUUCAUGUCGCCGCCUAUAGUGCCAAUGCAGACACUGUUGACAUAAUUCUUGAGAACGGCGGUAUGUGUCUGAUAGACAGCUUGGACAGGGAUAACAGGACACCGCUACACUACGCUGCAGCGAAAGGAAGCCUUCAGAUUGUUGAGAAGUUACUUAAAGCAGGGGCAAGUAUAGAUAUAAAAGAUGAAGAAGAAAAGAUUCCAGUACAUAUGGCUACCGAGAGUGGUAGCCUAGCUUGCGUGAAAGUGUUAUUAGAAGCCGAUCCAAAGACUCUUAGUAGCACAGAAUACCGUCUCAGAGCUCCGUUACAUUAUGCAGCGUACGAAGGUCACUUUGAACUGGCAAAGUUCUUGCUUGAUAAGGGAGCUAACCCCGAUCAAAGGGACGAAAAUCAUCUGACUCCGCUUAUAAUAGCAACAAGAUUAAACCAUUACAAUACAGCGGCUCUCCUCUUGGAUUACGGCGCAAAACUUGAAGCAUGUUCCAAAAAUCGGACAACACCUAUUGACCUGGCAGCCCAUUUUGGUCACGCCCGCAUAGUUCGACUGUUACUGGACCGAGGAGCUGAUGUCAAAAACAAGUCUUCGUUCGGCAAAGGAUGUUUGGACUCUGCCAUUAAAGGAAACCGACCAGAAACCUGCAUGGAAAUAGUCAAACACAAACGCUGGAAAGAAUGUGUUGAAGUCAAGGACGACGAAGGAUUUUGUAUGAUGAAACAUCUCAUCGUGAAAUUUCCCGAAGUAGCCAAGGUGGUAAUGGUCAAGUGCAUCAAGACAUCUGAUCACAUGAGAACAGAUGUAGAAUAUUCGAAAUCAUUCAAUUUUACUUUUCUUGACCCUAUUCCCGGAGAACAAACAAAGACAGGAGAGCGGUACUUUGGACCUAAGCUUAUGUUAAAACACGGUCACCGUGAUCUGAUUCUUCAUCCUUUGACUCGAGAACUCAUGAAAGUGAAAAGGUUAUCUUUGAGAUUGAAGUACUUUUACCUGGCGGCCUUUAUAUACACAUCGUUCACUUUGAUUCUGACGUUCCUUCUACUGUGUCUCAAUUCACAAUCCAUUGAUAGGCAGCGGAACUCCACUUCUGAGUUCUCAAGGGAGUUCUGUCCCAGUUAUGGUUUUACAGUUUCAAGGAUGGUGACGUCAGUAAUAUCAGGUGUCUCCUUGCUAAGUCAUAUUUACAGAAUAUAUGUCGAGAAAUGGAGUUAUUGGAUGGAUAUAUCUAAUAUACUAGAGUUGGUAAGCUUCUCCGCCGCCAUUAUCACCGUUGCGAGUAGAAAAAUUUGGCACAAUGAACGCUUCGAAUUUUCGUUCGCAAUCCUUGCUGUUCUUCUGUCUUACCUUACAAUGAUGUCAUAUUUACAAAGCUCGUUUAAGGCUGGUAUCUACGUCACCAUGAUGUUUGAAGUGUUAAGGACUCUCCUGAUGGUCUGUGCUGUGUUUUCUAUUCUCCUUUUUGGAUUUGCCUUGGUUUUCCACGUGCUGCUAUCAAAGGAAGCGAACGCCUCAAGAAGAGGUAUUCACCUUUCCUCAAAUGGCGAGGAUCCCUUUGGUCGUUUAGAUCUGGCGAUUUUAAAAGUGAUGGAUAUGAUGGUUGGAGAGCUGGAAUACAGUAACUUUUUUGUUGACAAUACGUUGUAUCUUCCCGAUCUGACGCGAUUUAUUUUUGCCGCAUUUUGUUGUCUUGUACCAAUUGUCUUCAUGAAUCUUUUGAUUGGUUUGGCUGUCGGUGACAUUGAAUCCAUUCAGAAAAAUGCUGAAGUGAAACUUUUGGCGAUCGAGAUCGAGGACGUUUACACAUUUGAACGACGCCUUCCAAAAUGUCUUCUUCGCCGGUUUCACAAGUUGAGCGUCACCAAAUAUCCUAACAAAAAGAGGCACUUAUGGGAUGCAGGCCUGAUGAACAUUCGUCGGUUGAUAAGUGGGAGAAAGGAUAACUCCUCCUUGGAAGAAGAUGACCCCUGCAACUGGGAGGAAAAGGCCUCCGCUUUCUGCCAGAGAAUCGGUGCUUUGGAGCAAAAAGUGGAGAGGAUUAACACCAGCCUGGAAAACCAGACGGAAAUGUUGGAAAAAGUUGUAAAGCUGCUGUCAGGGAGGGAGAAUUUCCCCCCAGUUAUAGAGGACGUCGAGAAUCAACCCAGCAAUACAUCGAUAGAUGUCAAGUUAUGACACUAAAUUACUCUGAAAAUGGCCAUGAGUGUGGCUCACAAGCCUUCUUAUAAAAUUAAGAGUUUAGGAAAGAGAAAGCUUUUGAAGAAAACUUCGUUGGACUUCUGGUAUAUUAACAACGUCUCUAUUUCAUGGAUGGAAAUGAACCAAAAGUUAAAAGCAAUGAAAAGAUGCAAGCAUUUGUUCAAAAUACGUUGCAAGAUGUUUUUCCUUGUCAAGCCAUGAAUUCUUUCAUGUCCCUUCUAAUUAUCUAAUCUUCGAAUUCUUCGACGAGAUGUCAGACGAUCGUACUUCAGCACGAGUGUGGGAAAAAGGCCCAAGCUAACUCUUUGUCUGAAUGAAAGCACAGCUGUCCAUACGAGCCAGUGUUUUUUACCACGUUCAACCCGAUCGUUUGGAUUAUUUAUAGAGACAAAUUCUCUCCUCUCUAUACUUUCUUUCCUUGUCAUUUGCAUUUUUCAAAUUGAAACAAAAAAAGGGAAAAAAAAUUUACAUAUGGUCUCAAGUCUGGUCCGGCGGAGAGUGAACUCAACUGAUUUAUGAAAAGACCCAUAAAAGUCACCAAGAGUAUAAACAGUUCAUAUUCGCUUUUCAUUUACUUGUGCGAUCCAAGUAUUACCAUAUAAUUAAAAAAUAACUGAAUUCGAUGACAGUUCUUGAAAUAAUUGGUCAACAUUCUAAACGUGAACCAAACUGAUGGCAAUGAUUUUAUAUAUUUCUAGAACUGUGGACCAAAUGAUAUGACUUGUCCGCAUGUGAAGAGGACGUAAAGACAGCAGAGUGACAAUAACUCUCAAAAAAGAAACAAAAACUUUGAGUUUAAAUUUACAAGACA